GGAAAUUGAGGCACAGAGAUGAACUAAUCUGAACCAGAUAGUACCUUAAGUGGUAGAACCAGGAUGCAAAUUUGGACAGUUUGGCUCCAGAGUCUAUACUCUUAACGUCUGUGCUAUACUGGCUCUUCAAUAAGUUCCAAAAGAUGAGUCGUGGAUAUUCAGAAAACAACAAUUUCCUCAACAAUAAUAACCAAAUGGUGCUGGACAUGAUCCUUUAUCCACUAAUUGGCAUCCCUCAGACCAUCAACUGGGAAACCAUAGCAAGGCUCGUGCCUGGAUUAACACCCAAGGACUGUGCAAAAAGGUUUGAUGAACUGAAGAGCAGUGGAAGCUCACCUGUUGACAAUCAGUAUAAUCCCCUAAUGGCUGCUGGAGAGAGUCCUGUUGAAACAUUAGCCACAUAUAUCAAAGCCUCGCUUCUUGACACACACGGAGAAUUUCAGGAGACUCCAGCUGGUCAGGAUGCCAGUUCCCUAACAGGAAGACAUAGUCUAGCUUCCACAAGGAAUUGUUCUUCAGAAAGUGAAAAUUGUACUGCACGUAAUGGUGGAGAAAAGACUGAAGAAUCUGAAGGGCCAAACAUGGUGAUCCAUGUAUGUGAUGAAGCAAAAAACUUGAAAGAAGAUUUUAUUUGCCCACGAGAUCUUUUGAUAUCAGAAAUGAAGUACUUUGCUGAAUAUUUAUCUAUGGAUGCCCAGCGCUGGGAAGAGGUGGACAUUUCAGUUCAUUGUGACGUUCACAUUUUCAACUGGUUGAUAAAAUAUGUUAAAAGGAAUACUAAGGAGAAUAAAGAUUGUGAGAUGCCCACUUUAGAGCCAGCAAAUGUCAUUUCAAUUCUUAUAUCCUCAGAAUUUUUGAAAAUGGAUUCAUUAGUUGAACAGUGUAUUCAGUAUUGCCAUAAAAACAUGAAUGCCAUAGUAGCUACCCCAUGCAACAUGAACUGUAUUAAUGCAAAUCUUCUUACACGUAUAGCUGAUCUAUUCACACAUAAUGAAGUUGAUGAUUUAAAAGAUAAGAAAGAUAAAUUUAGAAGUAAACUUUUUUGUAAGAAGAUUGAGAGACUCUUUGAUCCUGAGUACUUGAAUCCAGAUUCUCGGAGUAAUGCAGCGACAUUGUAUAGAUGCUGUUUGUGUAAAAAACUUUUAACAAAAGAAACAGAAAGAAGAAUUCCUUGCAUUCCUGGAAAAAUCAAUGUGGAUCGACAUGGAAACAUUAUCUAUAUCCACAUAAGAGAUAAGACAUGGGAUGUUCAUGAGUAUUCGAAUAGUCUUUUUGAAGAAUUAAAAUCUUGGAGAGAUGUUUAUUGGCGCUUGUGGGGAACAGUCAACUGGCUGACUUGUUCAAGAUGUUAUCAGGCUUUUCUCUGUAUUGAAUUUUCACAUUGUCAGUACCACUCAGAAACAGUGGUUUAUCCUACUGCAGCAAGUUCGGUGAGUACUGUUGGCACUGGAAUUUAUCCCUGCUGUAACCAAAAGGUUCUUCGGUUUGCUACUCAGCUUACAAAGGGCUGUAAAGUAAAGGACCACAUGGUUGCUGUUCGUGAUCAUGGCGAAGGUGGGGACUUGCUGUCCUGUCCAACUACUAGAAUACUGGACGACCUGCAGAAGCACAAAGAUGUCAUUGUUGUGCCUUUUUCUAAAGAUACAGUUAGUGAUCCUGGGGUUGGCCCCUGUGAUGAGAAGGGUCUAGAAUGUGAUGCUUUACUGGAGCCAAAUACACUUUGGGGCCCGAAAACUGGGGAGCUCAAUGCUUUCUUGUCACUGAAAAACUGGACUCUGCAACUGAAGCAACAAUCAUUAUUUUCAGAAGAAGAAGAAUAUACCACUGGAUCUGAGGUCACUGAAGAUGAAGUUGGGGAUGAAGAAGAAGUAUCCAAGAAACAAAGGAAAAAGGAGAAGCCAAAGAAAUUCACUAAACAACCAAAAAAACCAAUAUCUUCACCCUGUACACAGAAGAAAGAAAAGGCAUUGGAGAAGUCAGCUUCUAGAGAUGUGUCUCCUUUCAUUGUGAGUAUGCAGAAGAAUAAAUGGGAUGCCACAAGAUCCUUGAGAUUCAACCAAGAUGCACAGAGAGAAGAUGAUCAGCGGCGGAUGUCUGAAAUUACAGGACACCUAAUAAAAAUGAGAUUGGGUGAUCUGGAGCGAGUCAAGUCAAAGGAAGCAAAAGAAUUUGCAGGAGGUAUUUACUCCAGGAUUGAAGCUCAAAUCAAGGCCUCAGUGCCAGUCAGUGCCCGGCAAACCAGCUCAGAGAAAAACACAAGGUCUAAAAGUCGUUUUGCUCAAGGACGUCCUGCAUAAAGCACCUUAAAAUAUAUCUAGAAAGACAGAAGACACACUCCUGGACAUCUGAAAUUGCUCACUUCUUGAAGAUCUUCAGAAUGAUGACUUCUGAGUGUUUUAAGUUAUUUAUUAAUUAUUCCCGUAAGCCACAUAAGUCAUAGUGCUAAGAGACAUGUAUAGUUAGGUUUCAAGGAGAUCUAAUUGUAAAUAGGAAACUUCUUACACCUAAUUUUCUCUUAGUGUGAUUCUAAGCUAUAUAGAAAACAGUUAUUUACAAGUUUGCAUACUUAAGUAUCCUGGUAUUUGUUGUCUUUUAUUUAUUUGAAAGAGAAGAGGCCUAAAGCUGUCAAGUCGCUAAGUCUUUCUAAAGACUUCCCCUUAAAAAGUUGGGGAACUCAUGUGGUAGUGUGACCAUGCAUGCGCACUGAUCGUGGUAUGUCUUUGGGGCUGUAAGUCUUGGGGUAGUAUUGAGAGCUGAGGUUUGUAUGAUGGAAUUCCCAAUGAUGCUGAUUUUAAGUUUGCAUGAACACGAAGAAGUGGCAAAUCUCAAGACUACAGUAAAUGAAGUUUCAAGGUGAGAUAUUUCAAUACUGUGUUGGGCAGAAGGGUUCCUUUUUUUUUUUCCAGCAUUACUCUAUGUACAAUGUUAAUCCAACUUUUUUCUUUCAGUUUUUAAUGCUUAUCUAUUGGUCAUUGAAACUGCAAGUA
Molecule: messenger RNA, 2987 nt
Organism: Tupaia belangeri chinensis (Chinese tree shrew)
Lineage: Eukaryota; Metazoa; Chordata; Mammalia; Scandentia; Tupaiidae
Gene: SANBR
Product: SANT and BTB domain regulator of CSR
Source: RefSeq, a predicted model, not a curated record